ACGAGUGUUUCACCACCACCACUGGAACUGAUGGCCAGUCGCGUCCGACAGCGAAAGCACUAUCAAGGUAGCAUUGCAAGCUCAGUGCCUGGGCUGUCGGACGUUGUCGACAUGGACAACGACGGGGACACAGUCAGCAGUCUCUCAGCCAAUGACGACUCCAGGACACCGACGAUGUCCCUGUCCUCCCAGUCUCACCGUUCUCCGUACCUUCAUCCGUCUCACCAUGCGACGGCUUCUACGUCCACCUUUAAUGCGCAUUCUAAUACGCAGUCCGUUUCAGUGCCUUCACAAACACAAACACCGGUUCCUACAGCACCGGGUACUCCCCGUAUUGCAGCCUCCCGGAGACCGUCGUCCUUGCGCCAUGGUUCAACCGCCGCCCCUCCCGAAGCCAGUCACACAACUAAACGCAGGCCGUCAUCUCCGUCUGGUCGUGAAGGAAAGGGGGGUAAUCGCAGUGGUCGGGAGCAAAAAAUCCGCACGACACCCCGUCUACCCCAUGUUCACGACGUUCCCAUCGCCCCUGCCACCACUAUGUACUGGUCACGUGCUCCUGUGCACGGCGCUCUGCCAAUGCACAACACGCGCGCCCAUACCGUGACCCUGGUGGAUCACGUCGCUUGGAUGUUCGGCGGGUGCGACGACAAGGGCUGUUGGAAGGAUGUCUACUGUUUUGACACAGAAACGAUGCAUUGGUCACAUCCAGAUAUGUUAGGAGAUAUACCUCCUCCGUGCCGCGCGCACACAGCGACACUCGUUGAUAGAAAAAUUGUUAUCUUUGGUGGUGGUCAAGGUCCCGUUUACUACGAUACAACAUACAUAUUAGACACAACCACUCGCAGGUGGUACGCUCCUAAUUUUCCGGCUCAGUCGCAGCCGCAGAAACACAUACCAGACCAACAAUCACAGUCACAAAACCCUUCCCAAGUUCCAGACCUAUAUCACCCUGCUCCUAGACGUGCUCACACAGCUGUGCUGUAUAUGGGCAGGAUUUAUGUAUUUGGUGGGGGAAAUGGCUUGACUGCUCUUAAUGAUCUAUGGGCACUUGACGUUUCCCGUUUGGACUCAUCUUUGCGUAGUGGUUCUUCCGAAAGUGGCCUAAAAUGGAGUCCUAUCAAGACCCAUGGUGAACCCCCAGCCCCUAGGGGUUAUCACACAGCCAAUCUUAUCGGUAACGUUAUGGUCGUCGUGGGUGGCAGCGAUGGAAAAGAAUGCUUUUCGGAUGUGUGGUGUCUAAAUCUUGACUCGUUGGUGUGGACGCGUGUAAACUUGACCGUGUCGCACCGCCGGUUAUCACACACCGCAACCCAGGUCGGGUCUUACCUGUUCAUCGUUGGAGGACACGACGGAAACUCUUAUAGUUCUGACAUUCUGUUCUAUAAUCUCGUAAACCUCCAGUAUGAACCUCGGGCAGUCCGGGGGUCCCCUCCGUCACCUCGCGGAUAUCACGUCGCCAUUGUUGCAGAUAGUCGACUGUUUCUCUUUGGUGGGUUCAAUGGUCACGAUGUUUUUGACGACGUAUAUACGCUCGACCUGGCGGGGGCAGCCUAUCUCCCUCAAGUGAUGAGCUUCCGGAUCGAUGUCUGACAUGUUCGCAUAUCAAAUUCAAGUACAAGACACAGCGCGAUCUAGCACUUCUACUUUAUAUUGCCUGUUGUUGCGUGUCAUGGUGGUUCGCUGUACGAACAGCCAUCUCAUUGCCAACUUUCUCCUCUCAUCACGAAGUAUAUUCACGCCUUUUCGCCCCUUUUAGAUUAUCUGCUCAUACUGUAAUCCACUUCGCAUCCACCAUAUUCUUUGCAUACGUACAUACCCGGAUAACGCUUUUACGACUUGUUUUCUGUGGCAUGGCACGUUAUGGGUGGUUUCCACAGGGAGCUCGUUCUUACAUCCGGCGGACCACGAUCGUCGAGAUCUACCGUUACCGUUGUGCUGAGAAUGUUAUGCUGUAUCCAUU
Pisolithus orientalis is the source of this 1960-nucleotide messenger RNA. RefSeq lists its product as uncharacterized. The coding region runs from base 31 to 1590 and encodes 519 amino acids. NCBI's taxonomy places the organism in Eukaryota, Fungi, Basidiomycota, Agaricomycetes, Boletales, Pisolithaceae. Gene Ontology annotation, molecular function: protein binding. The transcript has 5 exons. The record is from RefSeq and is a predicted model, not a curated record.